This is a messenger RNA of Lepus europaeus (European hare), 2502 nucleotides long. Its product is annotated as protocadherin alpha-2-like. Lineage: Eukaryota; Metazoa; Chordata; Mammalia; Lagomorpha; Leporidae. The transcript has a single exon. The coding region runs from base 1 to 2502 and encodes 833 amino acids. The record is from RefSeq and is a predicted model, not a curated record. Gene Ontology annotation, molecular function: calcium ion binding. Gene Ontology annotation, cellular component: plasma membrane. Gene Ontology annotation, biological process: homophilic cell-cell adhesion.
AUGCUGUCUUCUCUGAGAAGAGGCCUGGGGAUCCCGCGCCUGCUGCUCUGGCUCCUGCUGCUCGCAGCCUGGCGGGCGGGCAGCGCCCAGCUGCGCUACUCGGUCCCCGAGGAGGCCCAGCACGGCACGUUCGUGGGCCGCCUGGCGCAGGACCUGGGGCUGCCGCUGGCCGAGCUGGUGCCGCGCCUGUUCCGGGUGGCGUCCAGGGCUGGCGGGGACCUGCUGGAGGUGAACGUGCAGAACGGCAUCCUGUUCGUGAACGCGCGGAUGGACCGCGAGGCGCUGUGCGGGCGGAGCGCGGAGUGCAGCGUGCACCUGGAGGUGGUGGUGGAGCGGCCGCUGCAGGUGUUCCACGUGGAGGUGGAGGUGAGGGACGUCAACGACAACCCGCCCGUGUUCCCGGCGACAAGGAAGAAUCUGUUCAUUUCUGAAGCGAGGGCUCUUGACUCUCACUUUUCGCUAGAGGGAGCCUCGGACGCAGACGUCGGCAGCAACGCGCAGCUGACUUACAGGCUCAGCUCCAGCGAGGUUUUCUCUCUGGAAGUACAGACAAAUGAUGACGGAAGCCAGUCCUUGUUUCUCGUGCUGGGGAAAUCUCUAGACAGAGAGGAAACUGCUGAGAUUAAUUUGCUACUGGUGGCUACGGAUGGGGGCAAGCCCGAGCUCACGGGCACUGUUGAAAUACACAUCAAAGUACUGGACGUGAAUGACAACGAGCCUACUUUUACCCAAUCCGUUUACAAAGUUCAAUUGUUGGAGAACACCGCAGAGGGCACCUUAGUAGUUAAGUUAAAUGCUUCAGAUGCGGAUGAAGGAACUAACAGCGAGAUUUUGUAUUCUAUCAGUGGUGAUGCGCCCUCCAUCACGCAGACCAGAUUCAAAAUAGAUCCCAGCACAGGGGAAAUAAGGACGAGGGGAAAGCUGGAUUAUGAAGAAACGAAAUCCUACAACAUUCAGAUCAUCGCCUUUGAUAAAGGAACCCCGCCAAUGUCAGGACACUGUAAAAUUUCAGUAAAAGUUGUGGAUGUCAAUGAUAACACUCCAGAAAUUUCAAUAACGUCUCUGUCACUGCCCAUCCGCGAGGACGCUCCGGUGGGCACGGUGGUCGCCCUCAUCACUGUCUCCGACCGCGACUCGGGCGCCAACGGGCAGGUGAGCUGCGCCCUGACGCCCGACGUGCCCUUCCGGCUGCUGUCGACCUUCAGGAACUACUACUCGCUGGUGCUGGAGAGCGGGCUGGACCGCGAGCUGGUGUCGGGCUACGGCGUGGUGGUGACGGCGCGCGACGCGGGCUCGCCGGCGCUGCGGGCGUCGGCCAGCGUGUGGGUGGAGGUGGCGGACGUGAACGACAACGCGCCCGCGUUCGCGCAGGCCGAGUACACGGUGUUCGUGAGGGAGAACAACGCGCCGGGCUGCCACCUGGUGACGGUGUCGGCGCGCGACGCGGACGCGCGGGAGAACGCGCGCGUGUCGUACUCGCUGGUGGAGCGGCGCGUGGGCGAGCGCUUGCUGUCGAGCUACGUGUCGGUGCACGCGGAGAGCGGGCGCGUGCACGCGCUGCAGCCGCUGGACCGCGAGGAGCUGGAGCUGCUGCGCUUCGAGGUGAGCGCGCGCGACGCGGGCGUGCCGGCGCUGGGCAGCAACGUGACGCUGCAGGUGUUCGUGCUGGACGAGAACGACCACGCGCCGUGGGUGCUGCCGCGGGGCGCGGGCGGGCCGGCGAGCGAGGCGGUGCCGGUGUGGGUGUCGCGGUCGGCGGGCGCGGGCCACGUGGUGGCGAAGGUGCGCGCGGUGGACGCGGACGCCGGCUACAACGCGUGGCUGUCGUACGAGCUGCAGGCGGCGCCGAAUGCGAAUGCGAAUGCGAAUGGGGCGGUGGCGGCUGCGUCGGGCGGGGCGCGGCUCCCGUUCCGCGUGGGGCUGUACACGGGCGAGAUCAGCACGACGCGCAGCCUGGACGAGGCGGACUUGGCGCGCCAGCGGCUGCUGGUGCUGGUGAAGGACCACGGCGAGCCCGCGCUGACGGCCACGGCCACGGUGCUGCUGUCGCUGGUGGACGGCGGGCAGGCGGCGGCGGCGUCCUCGUCGCGGGCGGGUGCGGCGACGGCUGCGGCGGGCGGCGCGGCGGCGCUGCUGGACGUGAACGCGUCCCUGAUCGUGGCCAUCUGCGCCGUGAGCAGCCUGCUGGUGCUGACGCUGGUGGUGUGGACGGCGCUGCGGUGCUGGGCGCCGGCCGCGGAGGGCGCGUGCGGGCCGGGGCAGCCGGCGCUGGUGUGCGCGAGCGCGGUGGGGAGCUGGUCGUGCUCGCAGCGGAGGCGGCAGCGGGUGAGCGGCGGCGAGGGCGCGCCCAAGGCCGACCUCAUGGCCUUCAGCCCCAGCCUUCCUCAAGGUCCAGAUUCUGCAGAAGAAAAACCCCAACCCUCAGAAUCAGAAUACGUAGGCAAGGUGAGCCUUAAUAUUUUCUUGCCAAUUCUAAGAUUGUUGCUUGCUUAUUCUCUAUGA